Messenger RNA from Diospyros lotus (date-plum), 1264 nucleotides. Its product is annotated as coatomer subunit epsilon-1. The transcript has 7 exons. The record is from RefSeq and is a predicted model, not a curated record. Gene Ontology annotation, cellular component: COPI vesicle coat. Gene Ontology annotation, molecular function: structural molecule activity; protein binding. Gene Ontology annotation, biological process: intra-Golgi vesicle-mediated transport; retrograde vesicle-mediated transport, Golgi to endoplasmic reticulum; endoplasmic reticulum to Golgi vesicle-mediated transport. Bases 57 to 932 code for a protein of 291 amino acids. NCBI's taxonomy places the organism in Eukaryota, Viridiplantae, Streptophyta, Magnoliopsida, Ericales, Ebenaceae.
UAGGCUCUGGAAGUUCAGCGUUGGGGAGAUCCGGAAGUCGAGAGGAACGGAAAGGCAUGGCGGUGGCUGCACCAGACUUGUUGUUCGGUCUGAGGAACAACUUCUACCUGGGAGCGUACCAGGCCGCCAUCAACAACAGCGACGUCCCUAACCUCUCUCCUGAAGAAGCCGUCGAGAGGGACUCUCUCGUUUUCAGAUCUUACAUUGCCCUCGGCAGCCACCAGCUUGUGAUCAGCGAGAUCGAUUCGUCAGCCCCGACGCCUCUCCAGGCUGUCAAAUUGCUCGCCUUAUACCUCUCCGCUCCUGAUAACAAGGAAUCUACAAUUUCAAGUUUACAUGAAUUGUUGGGAGAUCCAGCCAUCGGAAACAAUCCCAUCCUACGUCUUAUUGCUGGGAUUAUUUUCAUGCAUGAACAGGACUAUAAUGAAGCUUUGAAACAUACCAAUGUUGGAGGAACCUUGGAGCUGCAUGCACUGAAUGUCCAAAUAUUCCUUAAAAUGCACAGAUCAGAUUAUGCAGAGAAACAAUUGAGGAUCAUGCAACAGAUUGAUGAGGAUCACACACUUACUCAACUUGGAAGUGCAUGGCUAAACUUGGCUGUGGGUGGCUCCAAGGUACAGGAAGCAUAUCUUAUCUUUCAAGAUUUCUCCGAGAAGUAUCAGAUGACAAGCUUGGUCCUGAAUGGGAAGGCAGUUUGCUGUAUGCACAUGGGAAAUUUUGACGAAGCUGAGACACUAUUGCUUGAAGCACUGAACAAGGAUGCAAAGGAUCCUGAAACACUAGCUAAUCUGGUUGUAUGCAGUCUUCACCUUGGCAAACCUUCUUCACGCUACCUUAAUCAGCUAAAGUUGUCUCAUCCAGACCACAUGCUUGUGAAACGCGCAUCAUCAGCAGAAGAGAGUUUUGACAGAGCAGUCCAAACAACUGCUUGAAGGAGACAAGACAGCCUGUAGUGGUUGGUAUGUUAAGAGGGCACUGAUAAUGCAAUAAAUCUCAGAUCCUAUUUCUCUGCCUUAGUUUUGUAGCCUACAAGAACAAUAUAUAUAUGAACUGAAGCGGCUAAAGUGUUAUCGUUUGGGUAGAGAACUAUAUAAAUUUGUGAGUCUGUUGUUGGUGUUGAAGAAAAACAUUGAUUUUACGCUGGACGUGUAUCAGUUUCAGUAGAGAUGAUGAUGAUGUAUACUACCCUCUACUAGUACUAGGAAGCAUCCUUUUCCUGUUGUUUAAACUAGUGUUGAUUUUACUUGUUUGAAAUUUUGUUGCU